CGCGGCCCGGCCCCCGCGCUCCCGGCCGGGCCGCUUCCUGGAAUGGAGGUGUGGCCGGGGCGGCGGCGGCUGCGGCGGGGUCCUGACCCGCGGGCGACCUCCGACCUCCCCGGUGCCGACCUCGUAUCUCUCUCUCCUGGAGGCGAUCUCUGACCUCCUCGGAGACGGUCUUCCGGUUGUCUGGCUGCAGUUGGACAGCGCCCGGGGCGCGGGGCGCCCAGGACGGAGGGCGCGCCCCGAGGGGCCCCCGCUGUGCGCCCCGUCCGGUCGCAGGCUGUGCAGCUGGCCCCGCGCGGGCCGGACUUUCCUGGCGGGGACGGUCUCCUCCAGGCGCACUGUUUCCUCCUCUCCCGCAGAGGGUCUCCCGGCUCUCGGUUGCGAGCGUGGAGGAAGUUUGCGUGCGGUUGUUGUGUUUGUUAGGAGUCGGGGGUUUGUACUUCAGUAACGUGUUAAGUAGUGGAAGACGCAGGGGACCCGUCGGCCUUGCCCGGCUGCACUUGCCUGGGCACAGCGGCUCUGCCGGGCCGGGACCGCGACCCAGGGCUCUUCCCCGCAGGCCGCUCAGGCACUUCCCGAGACGCUGGCACAGAGCAGAAACCCAUUUCACAGAUGAGGCUGCAAAGGUUCGGUGCUGGAGAUCAGAAUUUAUUUACCUCUAUUUAUCCGACGCUCUCCCAGCAGCUUCCAAGAGAACCGAUGGAAUGGAGAAGGUCCUACGGCCGAGCUCCAAAGAUGAUUCACCUAGAGUCUAACUUUGUUCAAUUCAAAGAGGAGCUGCUGCCCAAAGAAGGAAACACAGCUCUGCUCACGUUCCCCUUUCUUCAUGUUUAUUGGACGGAGUGCUGUGAUACUGAAGUGUAUAAAGCUACAGUAAAAGACGACCUCACCAAGUGGCAGAGUGUUCUGAAGGCUCACAGCUCCGCGGACUGGUUAAUAGUGGUGGUUGAAAAUGAUGCCAAGAAAAAAAACAAAACCAACAUCCUUCCCCGGACUUCUAUUGUGGACAAGAUAAGAAACGAUUUUUGUAAUAAGCAGAGUGACAGGUGUGUCGUGCUCUCGGACCCCUUGAAGGACUCCUCCCGAACUCAGGAAUCCUGGAAUGCUUUCCUGACCAAACUCAGGACAUUGCUUCUUAUGUCUUUUACCAAAAACCUAGGCAAGUUUGAGGAUGACAUGAGAACCUUGAGGGAGAAGAGGACUGAGCCAGGCUGGAGCUUCUGUGACUAUUUCAUGGUGCAGGAGGAGCUUGCCUUUGUUUUCGAGAUGCUACAGCAGUUUGAAGAUGCCCUGGUGCAGUACGAUGAGCUGGAUGCUCUGUUUUCUCAGUAUGUUGUCAACUUUGGCGCUGGGGAUGGUGCCAACUGGCUGACUUUUUUCUGCCAGCCGGUGAAGAGCUGGAAUGGAUUGAUCCUCCGAAAGCCCAUAGAUAUGGAGAAGCGCGGAUUGAUACAGAGGCAAGAAGCCACCCUGUUAGAUCUGCGCAGUUACCUGUUCUCUCGCCAGUGCACCCUGCUCCUCUUCCUGCAGAGGCCGUGGGAGGUGGCUCAGCGCGCCCUAGAGCUGCUGCACAGCUGUGUGCAGGAGCUGAAGCUCUUGGAAGUCUCCGUGCCACCCGGUGCCCUGGAUUGCUGGGUGUUCCUGAGCUGCUUGGAGGUGCUGCAGAGGAUAGAAGGGUGUUGCGACCGGGCACAGAUAGACUCAAACAUCGCCCACACCGUGGGUCUGUGGAGCUACGCCACAGAGAAGCUAAAGUCCUUGGGCUAUCUGUGUGGACUUGUGUCAGAACAGGGACCCAACUCAGAAGACCUUAACAGGACGGUGGAUCUUUUGGCGGGCUUGGGAGCUGAACGGCCUGAAACAGCCAACACUGCUCAGAGUCCGUAUAAGAAACUCAAGGAAGCAUUAUCAUCAGUAGAAGCUUUUGAAAAACACUACUUAGACUUGUCCCAUGCCACCAUUGAAAUGUAUACGAGUAUUGGGAGAAUUCGAUCCGCUAAGUUCGUUGGAAAGGAUCUGGCGGAGUUUUACAUGAGGAAGAAGUGUCCCCAGAAGGCAGAGAUCUAUCUUCAAGGAGCCUUGAAGAACUACCUGGCUGAGGGCUGGGCACUGCCUGUCACGCACACAAGGAAGCAGCUAGCUGAGUGUCAGAAACACCUUGGACAAAUUGAGAACUACCUUCAGACCAGCAGCGUCCUGGCCAGCGACCAGCACCUGACGGAGAGCGAGCGGCAGCACUUCUGCAGAGAGGUGGUCGGCGUCGCCCUCCGGCAGGCGGGCAGCCCAGGUCACAAAAUAGUACUCCCUAUGCAUUCUUUUGCACAACUGAGAGAUCUCCAUUUUACCCCUUCCAAUGCUGUGGUCCAUGUGGGUGGCGUCUUGUCCGUGGAGAUAACCGUGUGCAGUCGGAUGCCCGUGCCUGUCCACGUGGAGCAGAUUGCCAUCAACGUGCACUUCAGCAUCGAGAAAAACAGCUCCCGCAAGACUGCCGAGUGGCUCACCAGGCACAAGACGGCCAACGGGAUCGUCAGCUUCCCGGCAGAGGCCCCGCCUCUCCCCGCACCCCAGAGCAGCCCGCCCGCGCUGGAGCUGUGCGAGGUGUUUGAGAGAAGUCCUUCCGACAAUUCCCUGCACACGACAGGGAUUAUCUGCAAAAACGUCCACAUGCUGCUAAGGAAGCAGGAGAGUGGCACGUCCCUGGAAGCGCCCUCGGGUGCCGCUCUGGAGGCCGGGGCCCACGUGCUGAGGUGCACCGCCGUGACCCUGGAGCCAGGGCCCAACGCGAUCACGUUCAGCACGCAGGCCAAGGAGCCGGGAACCUACACGCUGCGGCAGCUGUGCGCCUCGGUGGGCCCGGUGUGGUUCGUCCUUCCUCACAUCUACCCGCCGGUGCAGUACGACGUGUAUUCGCAGGAGCCGCAGCUGCACGUGGAGCCGCUGGCCGAUAGCCUUUUGGCCGGGAUUCCUCAGAAGGUCAAGUUCACUGUCACUACUGGCCAUUACACAGUAAAAAACGGGGACAGCCUUCAGCUCAGCAAUGUAGAAGCCGUGCUUAUCCUGUGUCAUGAAGAGAACAGGGCAGUGAUCUAUUCCAACAUGAGAGAAAAGGCUGCCGAUGCUGCGCUGCGGGUUCAGUCAUCCGACAAGGUCACGAGCAUCAGCCUGCCAGCUGCGCCUGCAUACCACAUGAUCGAAUUUGAACUGGAAGUUCUCUCUUUACCUUCAGCUCCAGCAACUGGAGGGGAGAGCACCGUGCUGGGGAUGGCAGAGCCCCAUGGGAAGCAUGAGGACACACAAAAAGCCGGCCACUGCAUGGCUACCACGGACCACAAAGUGUCCAUCGAUUGCCCGUGGUCCAUCUACUCCACUGUCAUCUCGCUGACGUUCAGCAUGCCCUUCAGGACCACGCACUCCCUGCUGUCGUCCGGGACACGGAAAUAUGUGCAAGUGUGUGUCCAGAAUUUGUCAGAACUGGACUUCCAGCUGUCAGACAGUCAUCUCGUGGACACCGGCGAUAGUACUGGCCUGCGACUAAUACCGCUGAACACGGAAUCCGAGCAGCGCAUCCACAGCAAGCAGGCGGUGUUCUUUGUCUGGGAGCUGAAGUGGACGCAGGAGCCUCCCCCCUCCCUGCGCUGCCGGUUCUCCGUUGGAUUCUCCCCCGCUGCUGAGGAGCGGCUGUCUGUCUCCUUAAAGCCCUAUACUUAUGAAUUUCAAGUGGACAAUUUUUUGACCCUGUACAAUGUGAGGGCGGAGAUAUCGCCCCCUCCGGGGACAGAGCUCUGUAAGACAGGCGCCCUCUGCUCCUUGGAGGUGUGCGUCACGCGGCUCUCGGGCCUCUCGGAAGUGGACAAGGAUGAGGCGCUGACGGAGUGCGACGAGUGCUUCUCCACGAAGCUUAUGUACGAAGUUGUCGACAACAGCAGCAAUUGGGCGGUGUGCGGGAAGAGCUCCGGGCUCAUCUGCAUGCCCGUGGCCGCUCAGGCCACCCACAGAGUCCACAUGGAGGUGAUGCCCCUCUUUGCGGGCUACCUGCCCCUCCCCGACGUCAGGCUGUUUAAAUACCUGCCCCAUCACUCUGUGCACUCGUCGCAACUGGAUGCUGAUAGCUGGAUAGAAAACGAUAGCCUCUCGGUGGACAAGCACGCGGACGACCAGGUGGACAGCGGCAGCGUCCAGAGCAGGGGCAGCGUGCGCUCGGUGGCCAGCAGCGACCACAAGGGCCUGCCCAUGCCCCGGCUCCGGGCGCUGCCCCCCGGCCAGGCCUUCAACGCCAGCGCGGGCACGCAGGUCCUGGUCGUCCCCAGCCAGGACGACCACGUGCUCGAGGUCAGCGUCACGUGACCACGCCCGGGGCUCCCACCGUCCCC
Molecule: messenger RNA, 4367 nt
Organism: Kogia breviceps (pygmy sperm whale)
Lineage: Eukaryota; Metazoa; Chordata; Mammalia; Artiodactyla; Physeteridae
Source: RefSeq, a predicted model, not a curated record